Messenger RNA from Arachis duranensis, 834 nucleotides. RefSeq lists its product as uncharacterized. The record is from RefSeq and is a predicted model, not a curated record. Lineage: Eukaryota; Viridiplantae; Streptophyta; Magnoliopsida; Fabales; Fabaceae. Bases 1 to 834 code for a protein of 277 amino acids. The transcript has a single exon.
AUGAAAGAUCCUGGGAGCUUCCAAAUCCCCUGCAUCAUAGGGGAUAUCGACAUUGAGAAAGUAUUGUGUGAUCUGGGAGCUAGCAUCAACCUUAUGUCCUUAGCCAUGAUGAAAAUAAUGAGAAUUGAAGAAGCCAAACUAACAAGAAUGACACUUCAAUUAGUUGAUAGAACAUUUAAGUUUCCUUAUGGAAUGGUGGAGGACUUGUUGGUCAAGGUGGGAGAGUUCAUCUUUCCAGCUAAUUUUGUUGUACUUGAUAUGGAAGAAGAGGCUAACACAUCACUCAUACUAGGAAGACCAUCCCUAGCUAUAGAUGGAGCUAUAAUUGAUGUACAAAAGGGAGAGUUAGUCUUAAGAUUACAUGAAGAAAAGAUGGUGUUCAAUGUCUUCAAAGCAAUGAGCUACCCAAAGGAAUCCAUUGGUGAAUGCAUGAUGGUGGACACAAUGGAGAAGAUAGUUCAAAGAGUCCUAGAAGAAGAUCAAUGUGAGGAAGUUUUGGAGCAAGACCAACAAACAGCAUGUGGUGAACUACCACAAGAAAUUAUAAAAGGCUCAAUCAUGCUGGACAAGGCAAGCAAGAAGGAAGUGGAAGCACCCAAUUUGGAGUUGAAAACCCUGCCUCCAAGCUUAAAGUAUGCCUACUUGGAAGACAAUGACACAUAUCCAGUAAUCAUUGAUUCAAGCUUGAGUGAGGAGCAAAAAGAGGAGCUUAUCAAUGUGUUGAGACAACACAAGGAUGCCAUAGGAUGGACACUUUCAGAUUUAAAGGGGAUCAGCCCUUCAAUGUGCAUGCAUAAAAUCCUUCUUGAGGAGGGUGCCAAGCCCUCAAGAUAG